This is a messenger RNA of Calliphora vicina (urban bluebottle blowfly), 8724 nucleotides long. RefSeq names its product extracellular matrix-binding protein ebh. The record is from RefSeq and is a predicted model, not a curated record. NCBI's taxonomy places the organism in Eukaryota, Metazoa, Arthropoda, Insecta, Diptera, Calliphoridae. The transcript has 8 exons. Bases 1 to 8724 code for a protein of 2907 amino acids. Gene Ontology annotation, cellular component: endoplasmic reticulum.
AUGUGUUUUAGUCUUUCACCACCGCCACCACCACCAAAAGCCAUAUUUUCAUCUAACUUAACUUUGGGUUACGAAUGUAGUAGUAACCAACCCUGCGUCCUCAAUACCGAGUACCAUUGUCAAAAUUACAACAACAAUAUCGUUUAUAGAGAACAGGACAAUAUGCAACGACAAGAAGAUAUCAAAAAUGUCAACGACUCCCAAACUGACGAAGAAACAUCAUCUGAUUACAAACAAUGGCUGCAUGCUAUGAAAUUAGUGGCGAGGUUACCAGGUGGGAUUCCACCUGAAUUUCGUCGUAAGUUGUGGCUCUCACUGGCGGAUAAAUAUUUGAAAUCUAAAAAUGUCGAUUGGACUAAAGAGGAAGAAAAAUGUUUUUGCGAAAAAUGGCGGGAGGAUGACGAAGAAUUGGGAAUUCAAAUUGUUAAGGAUCUACAUCGCACCGGAUCUACUUUGUGCACUGGACCAGCUGGAGAUUUAAAUCAAGCCAAACUUAAGAAAAUACUUUUGGGUUAUGCACGAUACAAUCCUGAAGUUGGAUAUUGUCAGGGUUUUAACAUGUUGGGUGCUCUUAUUCUACAAGUUAUGGACAAAGACGAAUCAGAAUCAAUCAAGGUUAUGAUCUAUCUAGUCGAGGGUAUAUUACCUGCUGGUUAUUUUUGUGGGUCCAUGGGUGGCCUACAGGCAGACAUGGCUGUAUUUCGGGAGCUUAUGCAAACCAAACUUCCCCGUUUGGCCAAGCAUCUCCAGAAAUUACAGGGUCCUAUCGAAAAUGCCUACGAACCGCCAUUAACGAAUGUCUUCACGAUGCAAUGGUUUUUGACAAUGUUCUGUACAUGCUUGCCAAUGAGUUGCGUUCUUCGGGUUUGGGACUUGGUUCUAAUUGAAGGAAGUGACGUGCUUCUACGGACUGCCCUUGCACUUUGGAGUUUACUCGAAGAGAGAGUUCUUAGCGCUCGCAGUGCAGACGACUUCUAUGGGAAAAUGGGUUCGUUUUCAAGUGAACUUUUGAACGGACAUUUGAUUGACUCAAACGGUCUGAUCGAGAAGGUUGUUCAGUUGGGACCUAUCGCAGAUAUACAGAAGUUGCGUGAUAAGCAUCUGUAUAACAUUGCCCCUAUCCAAAAUCAACAAGGAUUGCAACUAUACUAUGACGAUGACGAGCCCGAUAUAGAUGAAGAUUCACGUUUGGCGGUUGCUACUGUUUGGGGAAUUCCUUGGGGUCGUAGAGGUUCACAAGGCCAAACAAAUAAUAUUGUUGCAAAACAAACCAUCGAAAAUAAGGAUAGAAUUGCGCUUGAUAUUUCACUUUUAAAGAAGCAGUACGAUAGACUACGCGAAAGACAGAAACAAGCACAUAUUAUAUUAACCACAGCUUGUUCGACAGCUGCCCGACAGAGUGCUGCACCGACUGUACCGUUGCCAGUUAAUCAACUUCUGUCUGGUCGCCCAGCCAUACUUACAAAUAAGGGACGACGUAGUGGACCGCCUACAGGUGCAAUACCACCGGCAAGAAAACCUUCACUGCCUGCAGUUCUUAAUGAAAAACCGCUAGAAAAACAGCUUCGAAGAGGAGAAACAUUACAUUGGCGGGAUACAAAAGAUACAAAACACAGGCGAGAUAGCUUAAGUUGGAAAGAAAUUAAGGCUGAACGAGCAGCAAUGAUUACUUCUGGAAGCAUAGAUGGCUUAAAAUCACAAAAAAUUCGCACAGGUAAAUUAGGAAAAAGCGAUUCAUCAUCUUACAGCGAGGAGAGUGAUGAAAACGAAGCCGAAGUAGGGGGAGAUGCUUCUAGUACAGACACGAGCCUUUGUGAUGAAGAAUUGCAACCAGUAGCAAAUGGUAUAAAACAGCAAUUACAUAUUGAAAUUAAUCAAAAAUCUUCUAGCAAAUCCCUAUUAAAACCAAAAAAGAAUGCACUUAAGAAUGCACGAAACCAGUCGGCACAUCUUAAAGAGAGCUCCCAAAAGGCAAGACCUAAAUCGUGGGCACCUUCUAAUAGCGAGAUUCCAUUUGUAUUAAUGACCAUAGACUCUCCAAAUAAUAGUGCAGAUGAAAAUCCUGAACAAGACUAUCAAAAAGGAACAGACGACACUAUAUUGAAGACGGAGAAUGACAGUUCAACAGAAAGAAAACAAACAAAUCCAAACCAAAUCAUACAUUUAAAUUGGAAAUCUGAGAUCUAUUCACCCAUUGUUGGUGACUUAGUUGUGGCGAACAUAGAACAUUCUGCUCAACCCGUUUCUAAAACAAUACCAAACAUAAAUGAUGCAAACUCGUUCGUAAAGCCGAAGACCACAAGUUCUGAAGAAAAAAAUACAUUUAUGGAGUCAACAAAUUUGCUGGGUAGUAAUGUCGACAAAGAAGAUCAAAUUAAAACUUUCGACAUUAGUAAUGAAGGUGUUACUAACGAAUAUUUUGAAAGAGUCAAUAGCUCAUCAGAGCGACCAACAAAACUUGAUCUCUUAUAUUCACUCAAUGAGGACGAAAACGUACGAGAAGCUUUUAAAAUUGAGGAUAAUGAAUCAAAUGAAGAAUCAGGAUCACAUCUUUAUGCAAAUGACAAAAGUUUAAACAGCUCCAAAAAUAUCAGGUGUAUGGAUCUUCUUGUUGACUAUUCAGAAAAAUCGUCCGCCGCUUGUAUUGAAGAAGCAAAAAGUGAAAUAUCAACAACGUUUCACUCAUGUGACAUCAGGGAUUCCAUUCCAUUAAAAAAGGAAUAUAUCGAUAUCACAAAUGAACAUUUAUUUAAAAAACCAAAAGGAAGCGCUGAGAAAAGAAGAGAUCCCAGGCGACUUACUUUAACGCGAUCAUCAACAAUGGAUAUUGAAAAGAGAUAUCAGGCGCUUGAAAAACGACUCAGCAUGGAAGUCUGUUCAAAAUACAAACGGUUGUCAACCGGUAAUGAGUUGCAUGUAGAUAGUUAUAAACAAUCUAAUCAAAGUUAUAUUAUAAAACCCAGCAAUGAUCCAUUUAAUUACUUUGUUAAUAAUGAAACACUACCGCAGGAAAACGAAACUUGUACAGACAGAAAAAUACCGUCAACUGCUGAUUUGGAAGAACGUUUUAAAAACAUACAUCAACAGUUACUUAGAGAUCGAAAUGAAACUAUGAAGUCGCCAUGUGACUCUGAAAAUACAGACAAACAAUCAAAUAUGAAAACUUCCUCUGAUAAUGAUAAUAUUAAACGGACUUCCCCCAAUGAUAAAACAGCUGGGCAUAAAAGAAAACAGAAUGAUCACAAUGAUGACAGCGACAAAACAGAAGCAGAAAAUAUAUUGGACGAAAAUUCAGAUUUUGAAAAAAAAUCUCCAGCAUCAAUUGAUAUUGAAGGGGUUGAUACAGGCUGCGACAUUAAUGCCAAACAAACUACUAUCGAGCAUAGUUCCAAUGGUACAACCACAAAGAAAAACUCAUUACAAAGUAAAAAAGAACCACCUGACGACAAUGUAGAUUUAGAUACGAAUGAUAUUAUCAUUAAAGAUGCUACCAACACACCAGUAGAAACGUCUCCUAAAAAGUCUAUUGAUGAAAUUGAAACAAACACAAACAAAACUGCAAAUGUUUCUGAAGAAAUCGAAGAUGAAGCUAAGGAAAAUAUUCGAAUACCUAAUUCAGAAAAGGAUCCAGAACCAAUUAAAGAUACGCACGAAGGUCUUAAAAGUAAACCAAAUCGGACAUCUCCCCCCACUACGGAGGAAUUAGAAAAACGAUUUUCUGCUUUGGAAGAACAAAUGAGCUCAGCAAAGAAUGAAUCAUGUGAAGCACGAACUAAUGCUCAAGGUGAAGAGACUAAUAAACAAGUAGCUAAUGAAACAUUAAGUGAAAGUGUAAUUGCUCCUAGUAACACAGAUCUUAAGACGGAUUUAACUAAAUUCAAACUAUUAUCUGAGAAGAAUAUAAAACGACGAUUAUCCGAGCCUCCUUCUACUGAAGACCUGGAGAAAAGAUAUGAAGUUUUGAAACGACGGAUGAGCUCUAGACAUUUUGAGACUAGAACAUUACAUAAGGAUGGGCAUUCCGAGGAACCACAGUCGCAAAAAAUCGUACCAGUAACAGAAUCUCCUACUAAUUUAAAUAAAAAAGAUACUUCUUUACAGUCACCAAGCAAGCACUCGCCACCAUCAAUAGAAAAUCUAGAAGAACGUUUUGAAAAACUACAAAAUCAAAAUGAAACAAAAAGCUCAUUUAUUAAACACUCUCCUCCAUCAACGGAAACCUUAGAAAAACGAUUUGAAAAACUUCAAAAUAAAAACGAUCAGUUGGACUUAAACAAGUCAACCAAUGAAGCAACAAAACCAACUUCAUCACCGGAAAAAGAACAACAUGAAUCUGAGGAAAAUAAUGAAAAUAACACUGAAGUACACUCAGAUACAAAUUACGAAAUAGAAAAUGAAAAUGAAAAGUCAUUGGUUAAAGAAGCUGUGAUUGAUACAACUACAAACAAUGCUAACACCAUCGAAAAUGAAACUCAAACAUCUGAUGAAAAUGAGACAGAUGUAAAACAUCCGACAACUUCUAAAAAAGUAGAGGAAAUUUCAGGGGAAAAAGAAACGAAUAGUAGUUUAGCCAAGAAUGCGAAUCAAAUAAAAGUUCGACUUAUUGAGGAAUUACAAGCCAAAAUAAAAGAGCAUUCUGCAAGCACUGAUAUAGAUAGCAGUGUUCAAAAAAAGAUGGCUGUUAUUGAAGAGCUUAAAAUUAAAAUUAAACCCAUGCCAGAUGAGAUUGUGAAGCCAACUCAAAUUUCUUCUAGUCGGCGUCCGCCUGCUCAAAGCUCCCUUUUACCAAGUCAAAGUUUCAACGAUGAAACCUUGGAAUCACAUGCGACCUCCGCUUAUCGCAGGUCGGGAAAAUACGAACCUAUGAACACAGCUAAUCGAAAAAUGGUUCGUCGUUUUUCCGAUUUACCCUCAAGAGCCGACCUUGAGAAUCGUUUGCAGUUCUUGGAAGAACAACUAAGCAAAACGGUGUGCAUGCAACGUCGUUCAAGUGAUUCCGAAGUAGCAUCGAAAGGUAAUAAUAAUAAGCAUAAAACACCACUCAUUCAUGUACCAUUAAGUGACAGCCUCGAGUACCGUGUGCAAGAAUUAGAAAAACGUUUAAACGACAAUAGAACACUCUCGAUGGAUAUCGAGUGUACAAAUGUCAAAGAGAAAAACACAAGUGAACCUAACGUUGAUGUUUCGCAAAUAGAGAUGGCCACGGAUACGGUUGCUGUAACGGGAAAGGAAUUGGUUCGAUAUUCUUCUUAUGGCGAAGUUGGAGAUAUUGAUCACCAAAAUCCAAUCAAUAUUAGCAUAAAUAUUCAAAUGACUCUCAAUAAAGAUGAUAUUGGCAAUAAAAAAAGUUCAGAUAUUAUCAAGACUGAUGAUCUAGACAGACGACUGCAAUACUUAGAACAACAACUGAAAUCGUCGCAAGAGCCCGAAUCCUUUGAGAACGUUGCAGUUGAUGUUAAGGAAAAUGUUAAAGAAAAAGAUCACACAGGAUUCAGUGUGACUGACAAGACCGAUGUAAUUGUAAAAAAGGGUGAUCAUCUUGAAGAGAAACAUGAAAUUACUGAUCAAGAUGAAACUCCACAAAAAGUUGUACAAGAAAUUUCUCAAUCCAAUAUAAAUAGUGUAGUACCUUUAACUGAUGGUCAAUCUAGACUUAUCACGAAUACUACUGAGAAUAUUCAGAAAGAAAAUAACAUAGAAGGAUCAAAAUGGGUGGAAUCCGAUAUCCAAACCGUCGAACGUAGAGAUAAAGAGAAUCAUUUGUGCCAAGUCAAUACUACAAAUGAACAUAAAGAACAAAUUAAGUCUGUAACAUCAAAAAUAUCUGAUGAUGAUGAAGAUACAAUUUCUCAAAAUCAGUCUCCGUUGCCACAAGGAGACGUGCUUACAGAAAAAGACACCGUUGAAAAUCAAAAUAAUAAAGAAAAUAAACAUGUAACUGAAUCCGAAGAUCAAUCUGUCAAAAUAGGCAAUGUAACAGAUGUAACACAAAAUAAUUUAAAAGAAAAGGCUCUAGAAACUAAAUCUCAAGAUAAUGAAAGAAAUGAUAGCGAUGAUCCAGUUCAAUACAAUUCGCCCUCUGAGGCGCAAUCGAACAAAGAUACUGAAACUAAGCCAUGCGAGCUAAAUAAGAGUGAAAGCAUUGAAAAUUAUGAUAAUUCAAAAAACACAAAGACGUCUGAAAGUGGAAAAAUUAAUUGUUUAACUGAUUCAUCAAAUGUUAACAUUUCCACACAAUUUGUACCGGUAGAAGUGAACAAAAAGACGUUAGUUUUAUUAUUAGACAAUGAGCCGAAAGCAGUAAAAGUGCGUCGGCUUACUCGGGCAAAUACUGAAGAACUAGAGGACCUUUUCCAAGCUCUUGAAAAGCAGCUUAACGAUCGAGGCCAAGAGAAAACUGAUGAAAAAAAAGCAAAGGCCAAAUUAGACGAAGCAAGCCAUCAGGUAAUAGAGACAACAAAAGCAAUGUCAGAUUUAGCAAAAGAAAUAGAGGCAUUUUCGAAAUGUGAACCAAAUCAAAUUGGACAAAAUGAUAAGCUCACACAAACAACAACACAAAGCAGCAAGAAGGAGGAGGAAUUCGAUUGGGGAAACGAUCCCAUAAAAUACCACUUAAAGAAAAGAACAGUUUAUUUGCCAUCGACUAAGGAACUUGAAGCAAGGUUUCGGUCAUUAGAGCGUCAAAUAAAGCUUCUUGAAGACGUUGAAAAGAUCGAUGUAGAGCAGCGCCUAAUAGAAAUUGAGCGCAAAAUAAAAUUACAAUACUCGUUAUCCCAUGAAAAAGAUUUGAACAGGUUUCUAGAGUUGUGCGAAGGAAAAGAUGUAGAUGAAAUGCCAUUCGAAAAACUUCAAGACCGAAGGGAGUGCUCCAACGAAGUACAUGUCGAUCAGAAAUGUGUGAUUAAGCACACUUCUCCGAAUAGGCUUACAGAACCAAUACCUUCUACAGGUAAUCUUGAAUACCGUUAUCGUUCUCUUGAUUUAAAGCGAUCAAAGUCAAAACAAAAUCUUAACAAAAAGCAACCAAUACAUCCUUUGGAAAUGCUUCUUGAUCCAAGCCCAGAUGACAGUGACAUACCUACAACUGGUGAGUUGGAACACCGUAUCCGUAUGAUGGAAGAAAAUCGAUACUCACCCUCGCCACCAUCACGCAAAUCGCGUUCACAAUCUCCUCCAGCUAAAAGUCAACAAAAUAAGUCCAAACCAAACACACAUAUUCUGGAAGCAAUGACAGCAAGUCCUACAGAACGAGAACUUCCAACGGCUGAAGAACUGGAGGCACGUUUAGAAGCAUUGGAAAAAGAACAGUGUUUUAAUUUCAAAAUGCAGAAAAACUUUCAGCAAUUCAAUCAGAAACUUAAAGAUGUUGUCUCUCCAUCACUGUCUUUUGACGAAUUUAAAUCGUCAACGAAAUCCUGUGAAUCUGAACAUACUAAAGUACAAAGUUUAGCCACCAAACAAAUCUCUAGUGUUAAUUCAGUUGCUCCCAAAACUAUCCGCUUUCGUAAGGAAGAACAAUCGCAAUCUUUGGCUAAAAAGGAUAAUGAAUCCAUGAAGACUAUUGCAGAUUCCCAAAGCACUAGUAAAGGAUAUCAGCAGACGGCAACAGUUCAAGAGGGCCUAGGUGUCAUGGGAAUUCGUUUAAUGAGGGAAACAUCGCCUCUUCGACGAAAGGGAACACACACUGGAGUACCACUGCGUACUGGAGAAAAUAUAAAUGAUCAACUAACAUCUAUUCAAAACACUAUCAAGUCUAUCGACAGCCUGUGUGAGGAAAAGCCUUAUCGAAAAGAAAGGUGUCAGCAGUAUAUUGAUGCUCUUUUCUCGGAUUCCACAUAUUUUGCUCACAAAAAAUCUUCCCUCGAAGAUCUCACAUCGCGCAAUCUGGGCCGAUCAACAUCGCGAUCACGUGAGAUUGGACCAUCCAUACGAAUCUCAGAUCAUAGCCCGGCCUUCUCACGUUCAAUGGGAUCAGCAGAUUCAAUACGAUCAUCAAGCCCCUUGCGGUCGUCAAGCCCACUCCAGUACCGUUCCAACAGGGACCUCCGGCGUGAGCCUUCUCCUAGACGUCGACGCGACGAAGAUCGAGAAGAGCAUGAAAGUAGGGUAAGACGUGAUAAUCUAUUGCCAAAUAAUAAUAAUUAUAGUCAUAGCAUAUUAAGCCACACUAGUCAUAGUAGUUUAACUAAGUUUCAUAAAGUAGAUAGCCAACUAAUUCCAAACGAUGUUGAACACGAAUUAGAAGAAACCUUACGACAUCCGACAUUCAGCUCAAUCGACAACUUAAUAUCUCAUGACAACUCAAAUACCUCAAACAACGUCAACACAACACCACAACGCACUCUUACCGCAGAUGCAACAACUCCCGAACCAUUUAAGAGUCAUCAUUUGGACAGGCCUAUAUCACCAUUCCGACAAACUAUUCUCCCAACCACAAACACACCUGUCUACACACCAGCCAAAUUAGAAAUUCGACAUACAACUGUAACAUCGACCUUCUACGAUCGUGUUCUUACCGAAAAACAGUUGGAAAAACAACAUCACCACUCUGUUUCGACUAACAGUCAAUCCCCAAUGAUAUCCCCAUUGUUUGAGAAGCACGUAAAACCAUCAUUCCAACAACAACCAAACAAAUCACCACCAAAACUCUUACAUACUGAUGCUACAACAGGUAAUUAUCAUCGAACCUAUCAAACGCACAUUCAGGCCAAUAAUCUCGGCUAA